This is a messenger RNA of Eleginops maclovinus (Patagonian blennie), 8994 nucleotides long. RefSeq names its product collagen alpha-1(XIV) chain-like. The record is from RefSeq and is a predicted model, not a curated record. Gene Ontology annotation, molecular function: protein binding. NCBI's taxonomy places the organism in Eukaryota, Metazoa, Chordata, Actinopteri, Perciformes, Eleginopidae. Bases 159 to 5729 code for a protein of 1856 amino acids. The transcript is spliced from 48 exons. Gene Ontology annotation, cellular component: interstitial matrix.
UCGUGGUCGACAGUGAGCUGAGUUGGUGAACAGUGUUAGAUCAGAGUCGCUUUGGGGACUAGUGUGCUUCUCAUUCAGCUGUCCGGAGGAGAGCUGCGGAGCCAGGGAACAUAUGAUCUGAGAAGGUGUGUCGUGCCCUCCUGUCUACUGCUUCCAGGAUGCAUUUCUCAGUUGGGCUGAGUCUCUGCCUGCUAGGCUUCGCUUUUGUCUCUCUGUUUUCUCAGCCAGCGCAGGGUCAAGUUUCAUCACCACGGAGAUUUCGUGCCAAAAUCCAGAGUCCCACCAAGCUGCAUGUGUCGUGGAAAGAGCCUAAAGGACAGUUUGACAGCUACAAGGUCUUUUACACCACAGAGCCAGGUGGAGAGCAGAAGGACAUUGAAGUAUUGAAGCAGGAAGCAAAGCUGGUCAUUGAGCACUACGACCCCUCCAAAGAAUACAACUUCAAGAUAAUUGCUGUGAGUGGAGGACAGCAGAGUAAACCUCUUCAGGCCAAACAUGAAGCUCAGCAGUCAGGUGUCGCGAUGGUUAAAUCUCUGAAGAGACAAGACAGCGGUGCCACAGAGGAAAACAACGAGAUCUCAGAAGCUGAAGAGGAGUUUAUGUGUAAGACUCCAGCCAUGGCCGACAUUGUUAUUCUGGUGGACGGCUCCUGGAGUAUCGGCCGCAUCAACUUCAGGCUGGUCAGGACUUUCCUGGAAAACCUGGUCAAGGCCUUCUCGGUGGAGUUUGACAAGACCAGGAUCGGCCUGGCUCAGUACAGCGGAGACCCCAGAAUCGAGUGGCACCUUAACGCUCACACCACCAAAGCGUCUGUGAUCGAUGCUGUGAAGAACCUACCGUAUAAAGGAGGAAACACACUGACAGGCCUGGCUCUGACCUUCAUCCUGGAGAACAGCUUCAAACCCGAGUCCGGAUCCAGGCCCGGCGUUCCCAAGAUAGGAAUUCUCAUCACCGACGGGAAGUCCCAGGAUGAUGUGAUCCCCCCCGCACAGAGCCUAAGGGAUGCUGGGAUAGAACUGUUUGCCAUUGGUGUGAAGAACGCUGACGCGAAUGAGCUGAAGGCCAUCGCCUCUCCUCCUGAGGAAACUCACGUCUACAAUGUGGCGGACUUCAACGUGAUGAGCGACAUCGUGGAGGGCCUCACUAAGACCGUGUGCGACCAAGUGGACGUGCUGGACAAGAAGCUCAAAGGGGGAAGAGAACCUGACUCCCAACCCACCUCUGUGGCGGCACCCCGCGACCUGGUGACAUCAGAGAUCACUGCCCGCAGUUUCCGGGUCAGGUGGACCCACGCGUCGGGCCAGGUGGAGAAAUACCGAGUGGUGUACUACCCAGCCAGCGGAGGACAGCCGGAAGAAAAAGUGGUGCAGGGAACAGAGAACAGUGUGGAGCUGAACUACCUGAACUCUCUCACGGAGUACCAGGUGGCUGUGUUUGCCGUCUACCGCAGCUCGGCCAGCGAGGCCCUGAGAGGAAGUGCUACUACAUUGGCCCUGCCCAUGGUGAACGACCUGGAGCUGUUUGAUAUCACUCACAGCACCAUGAUGGUCCGCUGGAAGGUUGCCGCCGGGGCUUCUGGGUACAUGAUCCUUUACGCCCCACUGACCGAGGGAGAUCCUGCAGACGAGAAGGAGGUGAAGGUGGAGGACUCGGUGAACGAGGUGGAGCUUGAAGGACUGACUCCAGCCACAGAGUACACGGUGACGGUGUACGCGUUGUACGGAGAAGAGGCCAGCGACCCCAUGACCAGCCAGCAGACAACAUUACCGCUGACCCCGGCGAGGAACCUGCGUUUCUCAGAAGUGGACCACAGCUCCGCGCGCCUCACGUGGGACUCCGCCUCCAGGAAGGCCAAAGGUUACCGCGUCAUGUACGUGAAGACCACCGGAGCCCAGAGCACUGAGGUGGAUGUUGGCCGUGUGACAACCUGGUUGCUAGGAAACCUGACCUCCCUUACGGAGUACACUGUUGGUGUCUUUGCCAUCUACGACGAGGGACAAGCUGAGGCUGUGACUGACAGCUUCACCACGAAAACCGUCCCGGACCCCCUGGACCUGAAGAGCACUGACAUCUCCACGGACAGCUUCAGGGUGUUUUGGAAACACCCGGCCUCUGAUGUGAUGCUGUACCGACUCACUUGGACACCCACAGAUGGAGGAGACAGUGAUGAGGUUCUGAUCGACGGAAAAAUGAACACCUACCUGAUAAAAGGACUCAGCCCCCUCAUGGAGUACGAAGUCCUGCUCGCUGCCAUCUAUAAGAACGAGAUGGAGAGUGACGAGGUUGUCCUCGUAGAAUCCACCGUUGAAAGAUUGACCACCAUUGCCACGACGACCACCACCACAGCAACUCCUCGUUACGGUGUGCGGAACAUGAGGAUCGAUGAGGAAACCACGUACAGUAUGCGGGUGGCCUGGCAGCCCUUGGACUCGAAGAAUGUUCGACACUAUCGGCUGAGCUACAUCAGCGCCAAGGGAGACCGGGCAGAGGAGACGAGGACAGUACCCACAGGUCAGAACAGCCUGGUUUUACAGCCUCUGCUGUCAGACACGGAGUACAAAAUCGCCAUCACUCCUGUUUACCCUGAAGGCGAAGGACCCCCAGCGGCGCGGAUGGGACGAACGCUCCCCCUCUCGGCUCCUAAGAACCUGCGUGUGUCGGAGGAAUGGUACAACCGCUUCAGGAUCAGCUGGGAUGUUCCCCCUUCCCCCACCAUGGGCUACAGGGUUGUCUACCAGCCGAUAUCUGCUCCCGGAUCCGCUCUGGAGACGUUCGUGGGGGAGGACGUGAGUACCAUGCUGAUAGUCAACCUGCUGAGCGGGACGGAGUACAGCGUGAAGGUCAUCGCCUCCUACACCACAGGAUCCAGUGAGGCCCUUUCAGGGAGGGCCAAGACCUUGUAUCUGGGGGUGACCAACCUGAGUGCGUACCAGGUGAGAAUGACCAGUCUCUGCGGCCAGUGGCAGCCUCACCGACACGCCGGCUCCUACAGAGUGGUCAUCGAGUCUCUGCUCAAUGGUCAGAAGCAGGAGACGAAGCUGAGCGGAGGAGCCAACAGACACUGCUUCAACAACCUGAAGGCCAACACGCAGUAUAAGAUGAGUGUGUACGCUCAGAUGCAGGACGGGACCGAAGGGCCCGCUGUCAACGUCACCGAGAAAACACUACCCAUCCCAACUCCGGCACCAACCAAGCCCCCCUCCACCACGCCGAUACCCACAAUCCCCGCUGCCAAGGAAGUGUGUAAGGCAGCCAAAGCAGACCUGGUGUUCCUGGUUGACGGCUCCUGGAGUAUCGGGGAUGACAACUUCCUGAAAAUCAUCCGCUUCCUGUACAGCACCACCGGAGCUCUGGACCGGAUCGGCCCAGAUGGAACUCAGGUGGCCAUCGCUCAGUUCAGUGACGACGCCCGGACUGAGUUCAAACUGAACUCGUACGGCGACAAGGAACGACUGCUGGAUGCCAUCAACAAGAUCUCCUACAAGGGAGGAAACACAAAGACAGGACGCGCCAUCCAACAUGUGAAGGACAACAUCUUCACGACAGAGGGGGGAGUCAGGAGGGGAAUCCCCAACGUCCUGGUGGUCCUCACCGACGGUCGAUCUCAGGAUGACGUCAACAAGGUUUCAAAGGAGAUGCAGAUGGAAGGCUACAUCGUGUUUGCGAUCGGCUUUGCUGACGCCGACUACGGUGAGCUGGUGAGCAUCGCCAGCAAACCCAGCGACAGACACGUCUUCUUCGUGGACGACCUGGAUGCCUUCACCAAGAUCGAGGAGAAGCUGGUGACCUUCGUGUGUGAGGCCGCCACUGCCACAUGUCCCUCAGUACCGAUGAGCGGCAGCACAACACCAGGUUUCCGUAUGAUGGAGCUCUUUGGGCUGGUGGAGAAUAGGUACAGCAGUGUCUCCGGCGUUUCCUUGGUACCUGGCACCUUCAAUACCUUCCCCAGUUUCCACCUGCACAGUGAUGCCUUCCUGGCACAGCCCACCAGGUACAUCCACCCUGAAGGGCUGCCCUCCGACUACACCAUCACCAUGCUCUUCAGGCUGCUGCCCAACACUCCGGAGGAGCCCUUUGCUCUCUGGGAAAUCCUCAACAAGAACAACGAGCCGCUGGUGGGAGUCAUCAUGGACAAUGGAGGAAAGACUCUGACGUUCUUCAAUAACGACUACAAAGGAGAGUUCCAGACGGUCACCUUCGAAGGGCCAGAAAUAAAAAAACUCUUCUAUGGCAGCUUCCACAAGCUUCACAUUGCCAUCAGCAAGACGAGCGCCAAAGUGGUGAUCGACUGCAGCAUGGUGGCUGAGAAGAACAUCAACGCGGCAGGGAACAUCACCAUCGACGGACUGGAGGUUCUGGGCAGGAUGGUUCGCUCCCGAGGGAACAAGGACAACUCUGCACCAUUCCAACUUCAGCUCUUCGACAUCGUCUGCAGCACCUCCUGGGCCAGCAGAGACAAGUGCUGCGAGCUUCCUGGUCUGAGGAAGGAGGUGGACUGCCCCGCCAUGCCCAAAGCCUGCACCUGCACCCAGGACAGCAAAGGCCCCCCCGGCCCAACUGGACCCCCAGGAGGCCCUGGAAUCAGAGGAGCCCGAGGUGAUCGCGGAGAGCCAGGCCCGGUGGGACCAGGUGGUCCAGUCGGGGAUACAGGUUUACCAGGACCUCAGGGACCGCAAGGACCACAGGGACCAAGUGGACGCACCAUAAUGGGCGGCCCGGGUGCUCCAGGAGAGAGAGGACAGAAAGGUGAAGCUGGACAACAAGGAACACAGGGACUUGCUGGCAGACCUGGAGCUCCAGGCCGAGAAGGACCCGCAGGAGUCAGAGGACUGCCAGGCAAAGACGGCACCCAGGGCAGACAGGGUACCUCAGGAACUACUGGGUUGCCAGGAGCCCCAGGGUCCCAGGGUAACCCUGGCCUUCCAGGGAAACCAGGAGAACUGGGCCCCCCGGGCCCUCUGGGAAACAAGGGGGAGAAAGGUGAACGGGGAGACCUCCAGUCCACAGCUUCAGUUCAGGCCAUCGCCAGGACGGUCUGUGAGCAGCUCAUUCAGAGCCACAUGGCACGCUACAACUCCAUCCUGAACCAGGCGCCCAGUCCACCAGUGUCCAUCCGCACCGUGCCAGGACCCCCUGGAGAGCCUGGCAGACAGGGAACCCCAGGGACUCAGGGAGAACAGGGGCUACCAGGAAGACCCGGCUUCCCAGGACAGAACGGACAGAACGGGCAGCCAGGAGAGAGAGGUCAACUAGGAGAAAAGGGGGAGAAAGGAUCUCAAGGCGUUGGAGUCCAAGGCCCCAGAGGACCCCCAGGCCCCCCCGGUACCCCGGGGCAGGGCAGAACUGGCAGCCAGGGCACCUCAGGAAGACCUGGAAAUCCUGGAACACCUGGACGGCCUGGAGUCCCGGGGCCCGUCGGCUCUGCUGGGCCCCCGGGCUACUGCGACCAGAACUCCUGCAUGGGCUAUAACGUUGGAGUCCAACUGCCGCCCAACGUCUUCCAGAACUACGGCGAGGCGGAGGAGGAUGAUCCGUACCGAUACUAUGAGCCCAGCUACCCGGCCCCGCGGCCCGUGGCCCCCGAUGACCCUACGCUCGCCCAAGAGGACAUCGAUCUGAGAUCUCCCGGAGUCUACCGCAGCUCCCGGAGCCUGGAGGGGGAGGGGAAGAGAGACGGGCCCAAGAGGAAACUAAAAAGAGCAGCGAAGACGCCGCCUGGACUAAUUUAAUGAGAGGAGGUGAUUGGAGGAUGGAGGGCCGCUCCUUGUUUGUGAUUGGGCGGUGUGGAGAAGCUAAGGACUAAUCAACAAGUGCCUGAUGUAGAGGAUUUCUUACGGACAUUAUAAAGGGGGCAGGGUGGGGGGCAGUUUGGGACUAUUUUCACUCAUCUAUGCUAUUGAAUUAUCUCCAAAAAGAGAUUCAUGUUGUUGGAACUGGUUUGUGUUAUUUCUGUCCUCACAGAUUCAGUGAACUGGGUUUUAUACGAAGUGUCCCUGUCAACGGUUUCUCUGAUCAAAAGUCAAGGUUGUCAAACAUUUUGUCAUCAGAUUGAUAAAAGUAGCCAGUUUUAUUUCGAGCUUUAAUAUUUGGGUUAUUGUUAUUUACCUGGUUGGUUAAGUGCCUCCUAAUAGUCCUGCUGGAAUGAAUGGCUGCUGUUCACAGUGUGGAAGGUUUACAAUUCAGUUGAAAGAGAAGAGGCUUUGUUUGUGCGAAGUAUGUCAUUUGUUACCUUGAAUAAUACAAAUUUCUCUAGUGAACAACUCAACAAAAAAUCUGACGUAGUUCUAGACAUUUUUAUACAUUUGAAUAUGAAAAUAAAUCAUAUUAUAAGUCCCAUACCGACGUGAUAGCCGCUAAUGUUAGCUCCAUCUGUUGUUUCACAUCAAAUAUCUGUGGCAACUCAACCACCUACACAAGAUUUACAACAAAAAAACAGCAAGAAGUGAUUCAGCAGAGUCUGAACCUGUCUUAACACCUAUUUCAGUUCCCUCCAUGUGUUUGUUUAAAGGUUCCUAUUAGUAGAGCCCAGGUGAAAUUAAUCUUUACAAAAAAGAAGCAGGUAUUUAUGUGCAUGUUUUUGUUUUCCAUUUAUCAUGUGAUGUAUCAUAUUUUUAGUCUCAUAGAGCCUUAGACACAUUUAACAUUUUAAGUUCAUUAUUCUGUUUAUCGGUGAAUGGAGUCAUAUUCAGUUUAGGGCUGGGCGAUAUAUCGAUAUAGUUUCGUUUUUGUUGAAAGUACAGCACAUUUGUUUCAAAUAAUAGCCCGUUUGAGCCGCACCCGCCACUGCUUCGCUCUCCCUCUCUGCGUCCAGCUCUCUCACACACACAUACAGACACAGACACAGACACACACACACAUUCUGCCCCGCCUUCCCGCUCACAUCACGUUUUUAAAUACCCAACAGCGCGAAACCAUAGACUGUAUAUAUUAUACAGUCUAUGGUUUCGUAUAUAUUAUACAGUCUAUGCGCGAAACGGCAUCCCAGCAAAAUGUCAAUCGCGGCGCCGAGCUGGUAUGUAAGCGAAAGACAAAUGGGUCAGUAAUUUGGAAAUGGUUUGGUUACAAGGUGUCUGACGAGUUACAGCAACAGGUGAUCUGUAGAGAGUUCUUAAAAUAUGUUGCUACGAAAGGGUCGAGCACGACCAACCUCUUCCACCUCUUGAAGCAGCACCACAAGGUGCAAUAUGAAGAGUGCUUAAAAUUACGUGCAGCGACGCAAGCUCCUAAGCUGGCUCGGAGUACCCCGAAGCAAAGAUCUCUUACAACUUCGUUUACAAAUGCGGGACCUUAUGAUCGAUAAGCGGGAUAUCACUCGGUCGGUGACAUACCACAUCACUAAAGAAAUGGUGCCCAUAUCGACCAUAGAGAAGCCUAGCUUCAUAAAAAAAAUAUUUGAUCAUUAAACUAAAUAUUUGAUGAAGCAUCGGAGCGGCUGUGUGUUCAAGAAACAUUGCCGCGGCUCAUUUAAGAUGGGCUAUGCAUAGACUGACUGCACGCACCCACCGUUUUGCUACGAUUGCAGCAUUUUGCCUUUUAUUAAACCAGACUGUUUCUACUACUAUCAAAGUAGGCAGUCAUAUUUGAGAUGUGUCCAUGUAACCUACACCCAAAUGUAGGCUUGAGUUUGCAAUCAACAAGGCAGUUGAUGGGCACAGCGACGCAGGCAGGCUGGAAAUGAAAGCACACAGCGGCAUGAGCGGCACGAGUUGGAGCGCGGGAACUGUCGUAUUAUUGUGUCAACAAUAUCGAUAUAUAUCUUAUAUCGACAUUCUGCUUGAAAAUAUUGAGAUAUGACUUUUGGUCCAUAUCGCCCAGCCCUAAUUCAGUUACAGUGCUGCGCUCAGACUGAUGUUGCUCUGUAUGAGAGGAGGUUGAUGAGAAGUUGUGAAAAUAACAGAUAUUGUAUUUCUGAGUAAAUAUUUUCUGUUUAGUUGUCAGGUUUGUCAUGGUGUUCGAUGGAAAGACAACUUAACAAAGAACAGGAGUGUAUGUUUUGUGUUUUAUAAGACUUACAAUCUGUUUUAUUUUGUUUCUUUUUGUUUUGUUUUUGGAUUGACCUUUCCAGAAGCCCAUGAUAAGUGAUAACACAUCUAAUAACCCAUUUUCUAAUUCUCUCCUGUGUGUUCAACUUUGGAACAGGUGGAUAAAUAAAUAAGUACAAUUGCCAGGAUCAUUGUAGUUGCCACAAGAGGCUGAACUUCAACACUGUCACAUGUUAUGAAUAAGAGUACAAAUUAAUUUGUAGUAAACUUAUUAUAAAAUUAAGGACAUUACAGUAAUUCAACAAAGCUUUCUUAUAGAAAAGUGUGGGAAGUGCAUUCACAGGGAAGUUAAAACACUCCAGAAGGAAACAGGAAUGCUUUCAGUCGAUGUAAAACCUGUGGGGGCGGGGCACUACAGCCUCUUGUGGCAGGAAAGAGUAUUACAACAGCAACACUAACAAAUGAUCCUGAUAAUAAACAAUUCUCUUGCCAAAGCUUUUUGGUUCUCACAUUUUGACAUGCAGAGAAUAAGUAGCUUAGAAAGAACAUCAAAACGUAUUUUAUUCAUCAGAUUCUGAGUCAUUAAACACAUAGAGAGGAAACAAACUUAGGAAAUGGAUCACCAGAAUUUAAAUUUGUCUCACUUGCCUCUCAUAGAAUCUGCCUCUAUUUGUUAUUAAGCUCAUUAAAACAAAGCACAUUCCAAUUUUCAGGACAAAACUCUUUGGGCCUCUGUUCAUCUAUGUUGAAUGAAGUCCAGCUUGGGAAAGUUGUGCUUUGUUUAUUCACCUGUGGAAAACUAGUUUUCUCUUUCAGAGCACACUCAUUUGCCCCAAAUGUUAUCACACUUCAAAUAUCUGGGAAACCUGAGUUCAGAGUUCAGACCUUCAGGUCAGCGAGGAGUAAAUCAGGCCCUCGGACCAGGUUGUGUUUGAAAACUAAAAUCAUGGGAGUAAUUUAUUUUUUACUUGGUAUUGAUUUUCUCAGAACAAUAAAACUGAAGUACAACCAC